Colletotrichum graminicola M1.001 is the source of this 1725-nucleotide messenger RNA. Its product is annotated as glycolate oxidase. Gene Ontology annotation, biological process: lactate catabolic process. NCBI's taxonomy places the organism in Eukaryota, Fungi, Ascomycota, Sordariomycetes, Glomerellales, Glomerellaceae. The record is from RefSeq and is a predicted model, not a curated record. Bases 1 to 1725 code for a protein of 574 amino acids. Gene Ontology annotation, molecular function: D-lactate dehydrogenase (cytochrome) activity; FAD binding; D-lactate dehydrogenase (NAD+) activity. Gene Ontology annotation, cellular component: mitochondrion. The transcript has 9 exons.
AUGGCUUUUCGUGCCUUUGCGCGCUCCGGCGCCCGCCUGAGGAGCACCGCUCCCUGCCGGUCAUCGGCACGUCGCCACGGACUGUCCGACCCAGCCUUUGAACAACCACGCUCAAAACUCCUUCACACAGCCUCCUCAGAGUCGUCCAAAAGGGGCGGCCGGUUCAUCGCCCUCCAGCUGCUGGCUCUCGGCGCCAUACCCCUAUUGGCCGGGUACCUGCUCGGCCGGUCCGCCGCUUCGGCCCCGAACGCGGCGUCCCGGAGCAAGUUGUCGCGGGUCAACUUUGCGAAUCGGGGGCAGAUGCUGCGUGCGGCCGACGAGAUCUCGGAAGCACUGGGCGAAGACGCGGUCAGCUUCGACGAGGACGAGAUUGAGUUGCACGGCCACUCGGACUGGUCGACGUCGAACUCGAGCGGGCGCCCCGUCGCCAUCGUGUAUCCCAGGACGACUGAGGACGUCUCCCGGAUAGCCAAGAUCUGCAACAGGCAUAGCGUGCCAAUGGUGCCGUUCGGCGCCGGGUCCUCGAUCGAGGGCAGCUUCUCGUCGCCCUACAGCGGCAUCUGCAUCGAUUUUGUGCACAUGGACAAGAUAAUCGCCUUCCACCCUGAUGACAUGGACGUCGUCGUCCAACCAGGGGUGAACUGGGUGACGCUCAACAGGACCAUCCAGGACUCGGGCCUCUUCCUCCCGCUGGACCCCUCCCCGACCGCCAUGGUGGGCGGCAUGGUCUCGACCAACUGCAGCGGCACCAACGCCUUCCGCUACGGCACGAUGAAGGACUGGGUCGUUAACCUCACCGUCGUGCUGGCCGACGGCCGCGUCAUCAAGACCCGCAGGCGGCCGCGCAAGAACUCGGCCGGGUACAACCUGACGUCGCUCUUCGUCGGCGCCGAGGGCACGUUGGGCAUGGUGACCGAGGUGACGCUGAAGCUCGCCGUCGCGCCGCAGGACACGGGCGUCGCCGUCGUCUCGUUCCCGACCAUCGACGAGGCGGCGCGGGCGGCCACGCGGCUGAUCCGCUCGGGCGUCCAGCUCGGCGCGCUCGAGUUCAUGGACGAGGUGCAGAUGCGCGUCAUCAACCGGCACGGGAGCGAGGCCGUGAGGAAGACGGCGUGGGACGAGAGCCCGGCCCUUUUUCUGAAGUUCGCGGGGACAACCGAAGGCAUCAAGGGGGACAUCGCCCGGGUAAAGGAGAUGGCGCAGCCGUUCAAGCCGCGCAAGAUAUUCUUCGCCAGGAACAAACAGGAAGAGGCGGACCUCUGGGCCGCUCGGAAGGAGGCCUUGUGGACGAUGACGUCCAUCAAGCCCGAGGGAUAUGCGCUGUGGUCGACUGACGUGGCCGUACCCAUCUCGCGGCUGGCCGAGAUCAUCAACUUAUCGAAAGAAGACUCCGGGAAGCUGGGACUCUUCGCGAGCGUCAUCGGCCACGUCGGCGACGGGAACUUCCACCAGGCCGUCAUGUACGACCCGAAUGACGAGGCGCAGCGGGCGUCGGUCGCCAAGUGUGUCCGGGUCAUGAUGAGCAGGGCGUUGGAGAUGGAGGGGACGGUUUCGGGCGAACAUGCGAUUGGCAUCGGAAAGAAGGACUGUCUGGUAGACGAGCUUGGAGACGACGCCAUCGACUUGAUGAAGACGUUGAAACAAUCCGUAGAUCCCAAGUGGAUCAUGAACCCGGGCAAGGUCUUUGAUCUCCCAGCCGGGUCCAAGGCUUCCGCGGCCAGGUGA